This is a messenger RNA of Eleginops maclovinus (Patagonian blennie), 1296 nucleotides long. It is a transcript of the gene ccnd3, whose product is annotated as cyclin D3. The coding region runs from base 1 to 936 and encodes 311 amino acids. Gene Ontology annotation, molecular function: cyclin-dependent protein serine/threonine kinase regulator activity. Lineage: Eukaryota; Metazoa; Chordata; Actinopteri; Perciformes; Eleginopidae. Gene Ontology annotation, biological process: mitotic cell cycle phase transition; regulation of cyclin-dependent protein serine/threonine kinase activity. Gene Ontology annotation, cellular component: nucleus; cyclin-dependent protein kinase holoenzyme complex; cytoplasm. The record is from RefSeq and is a predicted model, not a curated record. The transcript has 5 exons.
AUGGACCUUUGUGAGGACGGACAGCUUCAAAGUGGUUCCACAGGUAUAAAUGCGUGUGAUACGAAGUGUGAUGUGGUUGUCCGGGCGGUCAGCGACCAUCCCGUGACCUGCGACCCGAGAACCCUGCACAACCUGACGGCCUUAGAGAAGAGCUGCCCGUUGCCUCCGCACUAUGGCAAGGUGCAGACAGACAUCGAGCCCUACAUGCGGAGGAUACUGACAGUCUGGAUGCUUCAGGUGUGUGAGGAGCAGAAAUGUGAAGAGGAGAUCUUUCCGCUGGCUGUGUUUUACCUGGACUGUUGCCUGAGCUGGUUCGCCAUUGAAAAGUCCAACCUGCAGCUUUUUGGGUCUGUUUGCAUGUUGCUGGCCUCCAAAAUGAGAGAGACUGUCCACCUGACGCCCAGCACGCUUAGCAUCUACACACAAAACUCCAUUUCAGUUUCAGACAUCCUGCAGUGGGAGAUGGAAGUCGUGUCCAGGUUAGACUGGUGUCUGGCGUCAGUAGUGCCCUCUGACUUCCUGGAGCCAGUCCUUCACGCUCUCCCCUUUGUUCAGCCCCACCACUUUCCUAACAUGCGCAGGCAUGUUCACUCCUACAUUGCUCUGUCAGUCACUGACGGCAGGUUUUCAGUGUUCUAUCCCUCCACUGUUGCAUGUGCAUGUGUGAGCAUUGCCACACAGAGGCUUCAGUUAGCGGUCUCCUCUGAUUCGGUGAUGACGUUUUUGGCCAACCUUUUGGUCAUUGAUCUGAGCCCUGUCCUUCUCUGCAAUGAGCAACUACGGAGUGUGUUGGAGCCCAGCCUGCCUUCUAGUGUUGGCAGAUCAGGAGAAAACAGCUCAGAGAUCAGCUACACCCCUGCUAACUUUCGGGAUGCUGUACUUACUCCAGUUACUUCUCCCCAGGAAAUCAAUCUCGAACACUCCUCCCUGAAAUAACUAAAAUGGAUCAUAGACGCAUGUACAUGUGCAUGUAAGAGCCUAAAUAUCAAGAGAAUUGUUUUUAAAUGCCAUUUCUUUUCAUUCUUAGUUCUUUGAAAGUUCCUUCUUCUUUUACAGUUUGAGAUUUGUUUUAAAUGUCUGUCCUAUUGCUGCUUGUAUUAAAGAAUGUACAAUUACUAAAGCACCAUCAAAGAUAGGAAAUUAUUUGUGAUGCAUUACUUUUGUUUGAUAUUGAUAGUUGAACUGCACUAAAUCCUAAUAGCAAUGUUUGCACAUUGUAAAUGUUAUACCGAUUUUUCCUAUAUGUAUUUAGCAUUUAUCUUGAUUCAUUGCAAAUGUAAUGUCAUUAUCAUAUCU